Verticillium nonalfalfae is the source of this 1440-nucleotide messenger RNA. RefSeq lists its product as uncharacterized. Lineage: Eukaryota; Fungi; Ascomycota; Sordariomycetes; Glomerellales; Plectosphaerellaceae. The record is from RefSeq and is a predicted model, not a curated record. The transcript has 2 exons. The coding region runs from base 1 to 1440 and encodes 479 amino acids.
AUGUCCUCUUGCCGGCAGGCCGCGAGGCCACUGGCCAAAUGUCUGCGGCACGACGCUCUCCAGCUGCGUCCCUUCACAACCACGCCCUCGGCCCCAGCAGAAGUCUACAAGGUCGUUCGUGAUCGCCCCGAAGGCACCCCCGACCCCCUCGAGCUCGACCCCAACACGGCCGUCGCGCCCUGGGCCGAGAAGGAUCUCUGGAAGGCCGGCACACCGCCUGUGGGCUCUCGUCGUCGUCGUUAUGCCAUUCGCACCUCGCAGAACCUGCCCUUUGAGCAGCUGCCCUACCAGGCCUUCCAGGAGGCGCGCAAGAUUCUCGCCCUCGAUCGCCAGAAGAAGGUCGAAGCCAUUGCUGCCGAGGUGGAGAAGAUGCGCAAGAUUCGCGAGACCGACGUCGCGCUGUUCAGGGGCGGCGAGAAGAAGAGGGAGAUGAAGCUCGAGAGCAUUAGGAGGCACAUUGAGCAUCUCAAGAUCCAGGCCGACAUUAACGAUCCCGCCGUCAAGAGGCGGUUCGAGGACGGACUCGGUGACAUGAGCAAACCCAUCUACCGCUACCUCGCCAAGCGCCGCUGGGAGGGCUACAACAAGAAGAUCGUGGAGCAGCGUAUCAGCCAGUUCCACAUCACCCCCGACAUCCUCCCCAAGCUGACGCCCACAUACGACGUCGAGCUGCACUUCCGCCGCUCCAAGAUCCCCGCCGGCAAGAUCCUGCCCUCGAACCUGACCGAGGUCGCCCCGCGCCUGCGCGUCCAGCCCUUUGACGCCGGUGAGCGCCUCGUCACCGUCGCCAUCGUCGACCCCGACGUCCCCGACACAGAGUCCGACGCCUUCUCCAAGCGCUGCCACUUCCUCGCCGCCAACAUCCCCGUCUCGCCGACCGACCCCUCGCUGCCCCUCGGCCGCCUCAACCGCGACGCCCACAUCGCGGUCCCCUACCUCCCCGCCUUUGCCCAAAAGGGCGCGCCCUACCACCGCCUCGCCAUCUUCAUCCUCGACCAGCCAGGCAACAAGCCCCUCGACAUUGCCGCCCUGCGCGCGCAGUACAGCAAAACGACCGUCGCCGACGAGUCGUCCUCCUCCUCCUCUUCUUCUUCCACCGUCGCCGCCCCCGCCCCCGCCCCGGCCACGGGCUUCUCCCUCAAGUCCCUGCGCGACAAGUUCGCCCUGACCCCGACGGGCUUCACCCUCUUCCGCACCGUCUGGGACGAGCACACGGCCGACGUCAUGCACCGCGCCGGCGUCCCCGGCGCCGACGUCGAGUUCCGCCCCAACCGCGUCUACAGCAUGAAGCCCCCCAAGGCCCCGCGCGGCUGGGAGGCCAAGCGCCAGGGCCCCAAGUACCGCCACCUCUGGAAGUACACCAAGCGCAUCCGCGGCCUGUCCAACGCCAAGGGCUGGAUCGUCAAGAAGCGCGCCGACGGCAACGGCAAGCGCGGCUGA